This is a messenger RNA of Telopea speciosissima, 1380 nucleotides long. Its product is annotated as ornithine aminotransferase, mitochondrial-like. The transcript has 9 exons. The coding region runs from base 101 to 1360 and encodes 419 amino acids. NCBI's taxonomy places the organism in Eukaryota, Viridiplantae, Streptophyta, Magnoliopsida, Proteales, Proteaceae. Gene Ontology annotation, molecular function: L-ornithine transaminase activity; pyridoxal phosphate binding; identical protein binding. Gene Ontology annotation, cellular component: cytoplasm. The record is from RefSeq and is a predicted model, not a curated record.
UGGUUUCCAAAUUCAAGAAGCAAAAUCCUAUCAAACGUUUAGAACACUCUGGUUUACUUGGAUAGUGUUGGUGGGAAAAACAGAGCAGCAACUGUCAUCAAUGGCUACCAGGAGACCUCUACAGUUUGUAUUGAAGAGGAUUUGCAGGGGUAGGAGUUUCAGUGCUCUUCCUGAACGGAGGCCUUCCUCUUCUCAGGAACUCAUCAAUUUGGAAUAUGAAUACAGCGCUCACAAUUACCACCCAAUUCCUGUGGUAUUUUCUCAAGCAAAGGGAUCAUGUGUAUGGGAUGCUGAAGGCCACAAAUAUCUGGAUUUCCUCUCAGCUUACUCUGCCGUCAAUCAGGGACAUUGUCAUCCCAAGGUCAUAAAGGCCUUGCUUGAACAGGCAGGAAGGGUUACUCUCAGCUCUAGGGCCUUCUAUAAUGAUAAAUUCCCACUAUUUGCAGAGCGGAUAAAAAGCAUCUUUGGUUAUGACAUGGUGCUACCAAUGAAUACUGGAGCUGAAGGUGUAGAAACAGCUCUUAAGUUGGCAAGGAAAUGGGGUUAUGAAAAGAAAAAGAUCCCCAAGGAUGAGGCUAUUAUUAUUUCAUGUUGUCGCUGCUUCCAUGGCCGUACCAUUGGUGUGAUUUCUAUGAGCUGUGACAAUGAAGCUACUCGUGGUUUUGGACCAUUGUUACCUGGCCAUCUUAAGGUUGAUUUUGGUGAUGCUGAUAUGCUUGAGAACAUCUUCAAAGAAAAAGGAGAUCGGAUUGCUGGAUUUUUAUUUGAACCCAUUCAAGGAGAGGCUGGGGUUAUAAUUCCACCAGAUGGUUAUCUAAAAUCUGUGAGAGAUCUAUGCUUGAAAUACAAUGUUUUAAUGAUUGCUGAUGAAAUACAAACUGGCAUAGCGCGCACUGGAAAAAUGCUGGCUUGUGACUGGGAAGAUGUUCGACCUGAUGUUGUGAUUCUAGGAAAAGCAAUCGGUGCUGGAGUCAUACCUGUAAGUGCUGUGCUUGCAGACAAGGAUAUAAUGCUAUGCAUCAAGCCUGGAGAACAUGGAAGCACCUUUGGUGGAAAUCCUUUGGCAAGUGCGGUGGCCAUUGCUUCACUAGAUGUCAUCAUUGAGGAGGGACUUAUUGAGAGGGCUGCAAAGUCGGGGCAGGAAUUUAGGCAUCAGCUAGUGAAGGUUCAGCAACAAUUUCCUCAGAUAGUAAAAGAAGUUCGUGGAAAAGGUUUGCUCAAUGCUGUGGAGCUCAGUGGCAAAGCUCUGUUCCCUGUUUCUGCUUAUGAUAUCUGUCUCAAGCUGAGGGAUAGAGGAAUUCUUGCCAAGCCAACACAUAACACUAUAAUUCGAUUAACCCCACCACUUUCCAUGAGGUAAAUAAUUCAUUCUUGAUGAAU